UAAAGGAAGUAUAAACGUGUAAUAAUUAAGCCUUUUGUUUAUACAUAUUCGUUAUCCGUUAUCAUGUAUGUGGACAUCUUUGAAGGGACUGUGUAUAAUUUUGAUACAUUGAUAAAAAGGUCAUUUUUUUAUGUGUUUUAAAAAUAAACAAUAAAUCAAUGGGUUAUCCAUGCUGAAUUUAAGCACGUAAACUGUCGAAAAAAAGUUGAAAUAUUUUAUAAUAUGACUUUCAUGGAUGUGAAUGUACUUCAUAUUUGACUUGUUCAUUAAAAGAACUAAUAUUUGAAGACAAUAGCUAAUUGCUAUAUUUAUUAUACACGCUAAAUAUCUGUGAUAUAAGUUUUCUGGACAAGAUGACUUCCCGUUUAUGAGAUACAUCAUUGUUUAAGAAGUGUAUAUGUUGUACGAAAAAAAGUUAUGAGUAAAAUAUUUGCAGUAUCAAAAAUGGUUAUUUUUUUCUCCCAAGAUUUGCGGCAUUUGCAAUUGGUACACCAAAAUUCGCUUCCUGUCAACUUACUUUUUAUUUAUUGCAUGUGACCUUUCAACAAAUAACCAGUCAGAAUUUCAAAUACUUUCAUAAAGCUGACGCAACUUAUUUUUAGAUACAUUAUUAUACUUCCGCCAAUAUAAAGAGCUGAUGGUUGCCAUUGUUGUUUUAUACAUGUAUAUAACUAUUUAAAAACUUCCUAUUUGCUGUCGAUUUUUACAUGUAAAGUUUUUCAAACUUUCAUUCGUUGUUAUUAAUACCUCUCCGCGUAGUACAAGUGAUUUUGGAGUCUUUAAUUUAAUAAUUCAUUGAUAUUUUAAACAUUAUUUAUUGAAUAUUGUUGAUUAUAUUCGCGACCGUUCGAUAUACUAGUGAGAUCUUUUAUCAUUAUCAAGACUUAACAAUAAGUGUAAAACUGAUCAUACUUAGAGAAUAUAAAAUGCGUGCCUUAUUAAACUAGUUUAAUAAAACUUUUAAAAUACGACUUUCUGCCGAUCGUUUGAUCAUUUUAGUCUAAGAGUCUGUUAUUUGAAAAGAAACAAUACACUAUUAUUCAUUACACGUUAGUAUAGAAAUUCCUCCUUUUUUAAUCAUUGUAGACUAACGUCUUCGUGAAAUACGUCAACCUCAAACAUGUUAUUACACUUUGUCUAGUAUAAUACCAGAAACUUGACGGUAGAAAUAUUUUUUUUACAUGUGUAAACCCGGCUGAAUAACGCACAAUUGAAUUUGAUCUAGAAGGGGUCUUGUCUUAAAUGUGUAUGUUACAAGGCGGGAUAUAGGCACGCUCAAACACCAGAAAAAAGUCAUUUAAUCAUAAGAAAAGUUAUCGCCGUUUUUCGAAUAUUAAUUACUGCUUGAUGCAAAGCCGAAAUAUGGCUAUGGAUGUUUAUACAGCACUGAGUAACAAAAGGAACGAUCAAACUGCUUGACUUAACAGUUAUUGGAAUUAUUUGAGUAUUUCACAAACAUGGGAUACACAUAGUACGUAACUAAACACGGAACAGUGAUUAAUAUGUGUUAUCCUUGUCCAAUUAAAGUGAAAAUAAGGGAAAAAACCAGUUAAUCACAGCACAGAGUAAAGAAGGAACGUUCAAACUGCUUGACCUAACAUCUGAUUAUUUCGCAAACAUGGGACACACAUAGUACAUAACUAAACACGAAACUGAUUAAUAUGUGUUGUCCUUGUCCAACAGAAAAAAAGACAUGAGGAAAAACCAGUUAAUCAUCUCGCUAAAUUUAGACAUCAGCAGAUUAAGGUCGUGGACGUUUUGCCGGCUGACGUUGAUUUCAUCACAAGACAUUUGAUUCAUUGAGUUGACACAAUGGCGAAGAAACGAAACAGAAAGUCUACAAGUAAAAGGACAGCAGCAGAAACUGGAGAAAAGGUGAUCAACAUCAAAAACUGUCAUACAGUACAGAUUGGCCAAACUAACAUAUCAACUUUAGAUAACGGCUAUGACGAUUCUGCAUCCAGUCAAGUCGCAGAGUUGUCGUGCAGCAAACGGUCUGGCAGUGAAACUUGUCUUCUUGUUCUCAAGAACCUACUAAAAGACAAAGAGAAGCCAGUGCCUCUAGAAAAUUUGAGCGAGUGUGUAUCGGAAAUAUUGCAAAAAGGGGAUUCAAAGUCGUUUGAGGACCUUUGCCAAAUGUCACUUAAGGACUAUCUGUUAGUGCAUAAUAAUGAUUUUCAUGUUUAUGAAGAACAAAAAACAGUGUAUGUUGCACUCAUUAAGAAUAAAAGGAACAGAAACAAUGCCCAAGAUCAUGAUUCCGUUUCUUCGAAGAUUUCACCUUGUGCUACUGAUACGGCAUCGAGUGGAGGAAAUGACUGGAAUUAUGUGCCAAAGAAAAAGAAAAAACACAGGCAACAAAAUGGCCCAAAGUCCAUGGCCAGAGAGAUUGUCUCUUACCGAACUGAGGAAGAUCCGACAGUGAAGAAGUUCAAAAGCCUCUUAUCUACAAACGAAGACAGAGACAUACUGUUUAUUCCACAUCAUAAAACGUAUGCCGAAAGUCAGGGGAAAUGUAUGCAAGAUAUUGUCUCCAUGUGGAAUACACCGCAAAGAACGAAGUCAUACAUUCUUAUUGGCGUGGAGAAAACCGAUGGACAGCUGAAGUUAAAUGGCAUUACCAAAGACGUCGACGUGACAUUUUAUGACACUGAAAAUCUUUUUGGUAUGGAGUUGUUUACCAUGAGACCAACAUACCAAUGUUUCAUUGUUGAAUAUGAUCUAAAUAGAUUCAUUCUACUAGAAAUCGCUUCUAGCUGUGGGAAAGGACAACCAAGUAUUGUAAAAUCUCUAUAUGAUAAGGGAGGUGUAGUUCUUAAUGUAAAUGAAUUAUGGUAUAGAAAAGGAUGUUGUAAUGUUGUCUGUCCACCGACCGAUUUAACUAUUGGUUCUAUUUAUCAGUGGUUUCUAGGGACAACACCAGUUGUACAAAUGGAAGCGGAACCGGCAGAGGUAAGUUAUAGAGAAACAAAUACCAUAUAUUCAAUUGAUGAGCAGACAGCAACUGAUCCAGAGGAAAACGGGUCAUCUGAUGCUACAUUGCCAGAAAUAGGUAAGGACUUUACACAGUUUUGGAGCUAUGUAAAUUCUUUCAAAAAGAAUCAUAGUUACAUUUUGCUUUCAGGCGAUGUUCCUAAUGAGCAACUAAACUUGGCAAAACUUUCUUUGAUAGAUUGGGUAGCUGUGUAUGAUUUCGAUGUUUUCAGUUGUUCGAAUGGCUUAUUCAAUGCUGUCCAAGAUUCCCUUGAAAGCAGACGACAUCUACGCAUUGGAACCUGGAGGGAAGCACCACCUUAUCCGACGGAAGAUGGCACUUACUGGUGCUUUCUUCGAGGUCGUCGUGAAAUAUCAGAGACAAGGACUGACUCUCCCGAUGGACUUAUCGAAUCUCCACAAAGUUGGUUCAAAGUAGCAAAGCCUGGUCUAAUCGAAAACUGCGAACAACUGGCAAUAUUUUCAGACAAUUACACAGUUUUUACAGUCGUUAUAUUGUGGCCUAAGAAAGAAGAACUUGUACCAUUCAUCAAGAAAUAUUUGGACAGGUUAGUUGAAAUUCUUACACACACUCCAAGAAUUGUAUUGUGUCUAAACGAAGACCCAGUCACUGAAAUGGGACAAUUGCAUUUCAAAUCUCUGUGUCAUGAGUACAGUAGUAAUAUUCAUAUAUGCAAGCUCAGUUUUAGCAAGCUUUGUCUUGGAAUAGGCAAUCACAUUUCAAAAGAAGAGCCAAUGCAUUCCCAGUGUGUGCUCCCAGUAGCAAGCUCGUGUUCGUAUCUUACACCCAUAAUACCAGAGAAAGAUACAGUGUGGUUGAAAGAGGAUCUUGAGGUGCUGUACCUUGAAAAUCCGUACAAGAAGUCUUCAGAUGGUGAAAAUAUCAUCGAAUAUGAAAUGAUGAAGUUUUACAAGGGUGGUACAUUACACUGGUUCGCGAGAUACCAAAAAGAUGAUGACAGCAUAGAUAUAGAAAGGGAUGAAAUGAAGAGAUUAGAGGAAACGAUACAAAACCAUAUUGAUGAUUACAGAGCUUCAGUUAUAAAUUUUUUCCACGCCCCAGGAUCAGGAGGAACAACUCUAGCCCAAAGAGCCUUAUGGAACUUCCAUAAACGUAUCCCCUGUGCUCAAGCACGAGCUGGUACAUUCCUGAAGUCAAAAGACCUUGAGAGAAAAUUAUCUUUCCUUCAUGAAAAGACACAGUUACCCGUGCUGUUACUUAUCGAUGGAGAAGAAGACUCAAAAGUCAAAUAUCUUUGCAAUACAUUGAAACACACCAUUAUUCUACACGCGAAACAAUUUCCAUGGAACAUGCAGAAACUCGGAGAAAAGUAUCAGAAGGACAAAAUAUACCUAUCCGGACGUUUAUCGGGGAAAGAAGCUGAGAAGCUGGCUGCAAAAUUCGGCGAAGGAUGUGGUAGCACAAAGCAAAAACGCCUUUACAAAAUGAGAGAUGAAAUAAUAAGUAAAAAGACGCAUCACUACAUGUAUGAGUUUGGCAUGACAGUUUAUCACCAUGAAUUCAAAGGUCUGGUUUCUUACGUUGAAGGCUACUUGCAACUUGAGAAAAACCCAACUGAGGAUUUAUUACCUUGGCAACGUUGUCUUGGAUAUCUUUCUCUUGUGUAUUAUUAUGGACAAACCUCUGUUCCAUGCCAGUUUUUCGCGGCGUUGUUUGGUAAACCAUCUGAUUACACGAUGGAAUUAGAAAAAGAUUUCCCCUAUCCAACCACAGAAUUUGUGGUCUGUGAGACAUAUGAAAGAAGAAAAAAUACUCUCAGAAUUUGUCACUAUGAAAUUGCAAAAGAAAUACUGGAGCAAUUACUGUCCAGGCAUUCGAGCGGGAAAUCUAGAGCACGGUCAGAUUCUCUCAGUCGUUGCGCUCGUGGAAACUUAGCGUCUUUAUGCAAGGAGUUCAUUGAAUACUGUAACAGAAAAAAGACAAAAGACAGCGUGUAUUGCCAAACUGUAAAGCAUAUUCUUACAAAGACUUUCAUUCACAGAGAUGAAAGGGACAGAGGAGAAAAUGAAGAACAAGACACAAGGAAAAAACAGCAGGUAUCUCCGCUUUUACUCGAUAUUCCCGCUAGCAAACCUAUGUUCACCGAAAGACUGCAGAUACUUGAAAAAUUGUCGAGUUCAUUCCCAGACGAUCCAAAUUACCACGCACAUGUUGGGCGUUUCCAUGCAUUUUGCGGUCCGGAUAAUGAGGAAAAAGCUGAAGCUCGUUUCAAAACAGCAAUUAAACUUUGUGAAAAGAAAAACAAAGGUAAACAGGAAGAUGAACUUGACGACUCAAUGAGAUCUACGCUUAUGCAUAUAUACCAUAUGUAUGGUAUCGUUAAAAAGCGCAAAGUUAGUUCCUUUACUGGAAGAUCACAGAAAGAUCAAGCAAAGAUCAUGUCCACAGAAUCUGAGUUUAAUAAUAAAAUAACAGAGUUGGUACAUACAGCAGAUAUGUCCAGUGACUUUUUCACAAAGAGUAGAGAAAUGACCCCAGACGCAUGCGACUUUUUCACCAAUGCUUUCAACAGUGAAAUAGAAGUAAGACUUCAAAUUUGUGAUUACAUUAUGAGACACUUUGACACAAAAGCAGAACCAGAGAAGAUCUUCAAAGCAUUCCUUGAUUCAUCUGCCGAUGAAGACUGCAAGUAUUUUGUGGAAAUCAGCAUUCAGAAGAUAGAAAGACUAAUUCUUGAGUGCUACAUGGACGUUAAUUUGGAAGCAGAAGACCAAACCACUUUGAGGAGGCUAGUAAAGUGGUACAAUGCAUUGUUCAAACGUCAGAUUUUACCUGCAGAGUCAAUGACAGCGGACAAUGAAGUUAGUGACAUACGGUUACAAAUAACUUCUAUGAAAAUCCAGUAUGGGGCACAGAAUCUGAGUAUGGAGUGCGUUUUUGAGGAAGAUGUGUUCAAUAAAAUCAUAGAUUUGUAUGAACAGAUGUUCAAGCUUAUUCAGAGCAAGGGUAUUGGGGAGAAACUAGGCAAGAGAGAAAUCGAGUACGAUUAUAGAGAAUGGAUAUUUGCCAUCCGGCAAGAUAUCUGUAGGAAGACCUAUAGCAUUGAAGAGGUGUUGAUACAUGUCCAAAACUGGCACCAUUUAGUACGUUCACCGAUGUCAACGUAUUACUUAUUUGUUCUUAAGAGUCUUCUGGGAUUCGGUACAGAUACGACACCUGGGAAAACGGAAUAUUUGUUUGAUGCAAAAAGUCUAAAAACCGAACUAUCGAAAAAGAAUGGUUUGGUAAUUCGUCCUAAAUAUCCUAGGGAAUGGCUUGGAAGCUCUGGAGAUGGCAUACGAGUCCUUCAGACCGCCAACAGAAGGAUAGGAUUAAAUGAAAACAGAGAGGCUGGACGGGGUCUCACUGAUUUGGCAGUGUGUAAAGGAACAAUAUGUCAUCCAAAUAAUAGUAAGUUUGGGGGUCGGAUAGAGUUAGAUUUGAAGGUAAGCACAGUAAGCGUGUUUUACAUUCCAAAAAGAAGUAAUCUCGAAGGACCUCGUUACGGCGGGCGGCGAGUCGAAUUCAAUCUUGCGUUUAGUGUGGAACAUGGAUAUGAAGCCUUUCAUGUCAAACUGUUAAAGAGACAUGGCUGUACUUCAUGCAGCGCAACGGUUGAAUUCAAAAGUGUUGACGAUUCCUUGUCUUGUACUUGCGGGGAAAUGAUACACAAAGACCACCUGAAUGAGGUCAGAAUAGAAGAAGAUACUGAUGGAAUUUAUCAGUUCCAUGAUUGCGUAGAAUGAUAGGUUUUGUGCGUUCAGUUUUAAGAUUAUCAUGUACUGAUAUCAGUGACCAUUGGUGUAUUUUCAGUUACCAAAGUAGGUGUCUCAACAUUACUUUAGUUCAACUGUCAAUAAUUCUGCAUAUAUUUUACUAAAACAGAUAAUAUACACUUAUUACAUAUUGAAAAUACAGGGUCAGCGUACGUAUUCUAUAUUAAAUUCUGUAACAUUGUAAACUGCAACGCCAAACCUCAAAAUUCUUAUAAAUACACAUCGAUAAUAGUUUCACAGUCAGUUUGCGACUUGCUCUUGACAGUUUCGAAUGAGUCAUUGAAACUUUCCAGAUUUUCGACACUAUUUCACAUGUUUGUUGCUUACGGUGUGAAGACGAUUGCAUGUAGUCAGUGAAGGUUUUAAAGUUAAAUUUGAUAUGUAUACUGAUUUCCAACUGCCAGUGUAAAAAUGAUGCAGGCUUGUCUAUUCUCCCCAAUAUAGAGAAGAAUAUUGAGGGUAUAACGGCACAUAGUCGUCACUCAGUUAUUUCCCGUUAAGCCCUCGACAUACUAUACAUUCAGCUUUUCCUCCUCAGAGGGUUGAUGCUAAUACAGUUUACAUCUGCAGUAUCACGGGAGGGGAUCCAACAUAUGUAUUCCCGAAUGGGCACCGCUUAAAUUCAUAUGUUGUG
Mercenaria mercenaria is the source of this 7405-nucleotide messenger RNA. RefSeq lists its product as uncharacterized. The record is from RefSeq and is a predicted model, not a curated record. NCBI's taxonomy places the organism in Eukaryota, Metazoa, Mollusca, Bivalvia, Venerida, Veneridae. The transcript is spliced from 4 exons. Bases 1813 to 6741 code for a protein of 1642 amino acids. Gene Ontology annotation, cellular component: cytoplasm.